AUGGCAACGACACCAGUGAGCCCCAGGGCUACCAACCCUACGAGCACAGCAGCCUCAAGCCGGACACCGAGCCCAGCUAUGAGAGGAGAAGUUUGGACCAAGACCACCCUGUCAUGCCUCAAGAUGGCAACGACACCAGUGAGCCCCAGGGCUACCAACCCUACGAGCACAGCAGCCUCAAGCCGGACACCGAGCCCAGCUAUGAGAGGAGAAGUUUGGACCAAGACCACCCUGUCAUGCCUCAAGGCUCGCCGCAGCCGCCGGCUGAGGAUGAGGAGGAGGAUUUUGACGACACGCUGGUGGCUGUUGAUACCUACAACUGUGACCUGCACUUCAAGGUGGCUCGGGACCGGUACAGCGGGUACCCCCUGACCAUCGAGGGGUUCGCCUACCUCUGGGCGGGUGCCCGGGCCACCUACGGUGCCCGCCAGGGCCGUGUCUGCAAUGAGAAGAAGGUUAACGAGGAAAUCUCUGUCAAGCACCUGCCCUCUACCGAGCCAGACCCCCACGUUGUCCGGGUGGGCUGGUCGCUGGAUUCCUGCAGCACUCAGCUGGGGGAGGAGCCGUUCUCCUACGGCUACGGCGGCACCGGUAAGAAGUCAACCAACUGCAAGUUUGAAAAUUACGGGGAGACCUUUGCUGAGAACGACGUCAUUGCCUGCCUGCUGGACUUCGAGUGUGGGGAGGAGGUGGAGAUGUCGUUCCUGAAGAACGGGCGGUGGCUGGGGGUGGCGUUCCGGGUGCGCAAGGAGGCCCUGGGGGGGCGGGCGCUGUUCCCCCACGUCCUGGUGAAGAACUGUGCCAUCGAGUUCAACUUCGGGCAGCGGGACCAGAGCUUCUGCCCCCUGCCCCCCGGCUUCCCCCUGCUCCAGCCCCUGCCCCUGGCUGAGCGUGUCCGCGGCACCCAGGGGCCCAAGAGCAAGGCUGAGUGUGAGAUCCUGCUCAUGGUGGGCUUGCCGGCCGCUGGCAAGACAACCUGGGCACUGAAGCACGCAGCUGCCAACCCCUCCAAGAAAUACAACAUCCUGGGGACCAAUGCCAUCAUGGACAAGAUGAGGGUAUGACUGAUGGGGCUGCGGCGGCAGCGGAACUACGCGGGGCGCUGGGACGUGCUGAUCCAGCAGGCCACCCAGUGCCUCAACCGCCUCAUCCAGAUCGCUGCCCGCAAGAAGCGCAACUACAUCCUCGACCAGAGCUACGGGCAGACCUACGGGCAGUACCAGCAGUAUGCCCAGCAGUGGAGCCAGUACUACCAGCACCAGAGCCCCUGGCCCCCCUACUAUGGCACCUACGACUAUGGGGGGGGCUACAGCAGCUCCCAGGGGGGGACCA
Molecule: messenger RNA, 1332 nt
Organism: Chaetura pelagica (chimney swift)
Lineage: Eukaryota; Metazoa; Chordata; Aves; Apodiformes; Apodidae
Gene: HNRNPUL1
Product: heterogeneous nuclear ribonucleoprotein U-like 1
Exons: 11
Molecular function (GO): protein binding
Source: RefSeq, a predicted model, not a curated record